Molecule: messenger RNA, 795 nt
Organism: Homarus americanus (American lobster)
Lineage: Eukaryota; Metazoa; Arthropoda; Malacostraca; Decapoda; Nephropidae
Product: flocculation protein FLO11-like
Exons: 5
Source: RefSeq, a predicted model, not a curated record
AUGUCAACAGUCUCAGCAGCAGUAACAGCCGUGUCCACAUUCUCAGCAACAGUAGCAGCCGUGUCAACAUUUUCAUCAGAAGUAGCAGCCGUGUCAAUAUUUGUACCUGCAGUAUCACCCGUGUCAACAUCGUCAGCACCAAUAACAGCCGUGUUAACAUUCUCAGCACCAAUAGCAGCAGUGUCAGUAUUCUCAGCAGCAGUAGUAUCCGUGUCCACAUUCUCAGCACCUGUGUCAACAUCGUCAGCACCAGUAGCACCCAUGUCAACAUUCUCAGCAGCAGUAGCAGCCCACUACUGCAGUAUCACCCGUGUCAACAUCGUCAGCACCAGUAACAGCCGUGUUAACAUUCUCAGCCACAGUAACAGCCGUGUUAACAAUCUCAGCCCCAGUAGCAGCCGUGUCAACAUUCUCAGCACCAAUAGCAGCAGUGUCAGUAUUCUCAGCUGCAGUAGUAACCGUGUCCACAUUCGCAGCACCAGUAGCACCCGUAUAAACAUUCUCGGCACCAGUAAAUGCCGUGUCCACAUUCUCACCAGCAAUAGCACCCGUGUCAGCAUUCUCAGCAUAACAGCAGUAGCACCCAUGUCAACAUUCUCAGCAGCAAUAGCCUCCGUGUUAACAUUUUUAGCACCAGUUGCACCUGUAGCAACGUUCUUAGCUGCAGCACCCGUAUCAACAUUCUCAGCAGUAGUAGCACCCUUGUCAAUAUUCUCAGCAGCAGUUGCACCUGUGUCAACAAUCGCAGCAGCAGUAGCUCCUGUGUCAACAUUCUCAGCCUCACUCGCACUUGUA